Molecule: messenger RNA, 2260 nt
Organism: Oppia nitens
Lineage: Eukaryota; Metazoa; Arthropoda; Arachnida; Sarcoptiformes; Oppiidae
Gene: DNAlig1
Product: DNA ligase 1-like
Exons: 2
Coding region: 63-2147 (694 amino acids)
Biological process (GO): lagging strand elongation; DNA repair; Okazaki fragment processing involved in mitotic DNA replication
Cellular component (GO): nucleus; mitochondrion
Molecular function (GO): DNA ligase (ATP) activity; ATP binding; DNA binding
Source: RefSeq, a predicted model, not a curated record
UUGCAAUACAAACAAUAUAUUUAUACACGCAUUGCAUAAACAUUAGUUCAAUCAAUAGUUUAAUGUUUGCAUUGAAAUCAAUACAAUUAGCGAUACAACCAUUGAUUAGAUGUCCACUAAAUAAGAUUGUCAUCAAAACAAUGGCCACUAAAGCGACUCCCAAGAAGUCUGUAAUGAAUAUCAAGUCAUCGUCACCGCCGUCGGCGACCUCUUCCAGUGUUUACAAUCCGAGUAAAAGUGAUUACGACGCCGUCGACGACGCUAUCUGGCGAUCGGGUGAACGGGUGCCGUACUUGGCCUUUGCCACCACUUUAAAGACCAUUGAGGAGACAUCGGGCAGAUUGAAGAUGAUUGAAAUACUUAGCAAUUAUUUUCGUUCAGUCAUUGCAUUGUCUGCCGACGAUCUCAUUAAAUCGGUAUAUCUGUGUCUUAACAAAGUUUGUCCCGAUUAUGAAGGCCUUGAAAUGGGUAUUGGCGAAUCAUUGAUUAUUAAAGCCAUCGCUGCGGCCACCGGUCGAAAAGUGGAUCAAAUUAAGGCCGAAAUCGAGAAGAAAGGAGAUAUGGGAAUAGUGGCCGAAUUGAGUCGAACCAAUCAGAAGACAUUGUUUGCUCCGCCGAAGCUAUCAGUGGCCAAUGUUUUCGAUAAAUUCAAACAAAUAACACAAAUGUCGGGCAACUCGACUCAGGCCAAGAAAGUCGAAAUGAUUCAGUCGAUGCUUGUGGCCUGUCGUGAAUGUGAGGCCCGAUAUCUUGUCAGAUCAUUGACUGGAAAGUUGCGCAUAGGUUUGGCCGAACAGUCACUUCUACAGGCGCUGACACAAGCAGUUGUUCUUCACAAUAAUGUCAAAAUGAAGCGUAGCUCAGAUAAAUUCAAAGCAGAAGUGGCCAAACAUUCGCUAAUAUUAAAGACAGCGUACUGUGAGUGUCCUAAUUAUGACCGAAUAAUACCAGUCAUUCUCGAACACGGCAUCGAAGCCCUGCCGACACACUGUCAGUUGACACCAGGCAUUCCUCUGAAGCCAAUGUUGGCUCAUCCGAGCAAAGGUGUUGACGAAGUUUUGCGACGAUUUGAUAAAUCGAAGUUUACGUGUGAAUACAAAUAUGACGGCGAAAGAGCACAAAUACAUUAUGUCGGCAACGGUUCUGUUCUUAUAUUUAGCAGAAACCAGGAAAACAAUACAUCGAAAUAUCCCGAUAUUAUUAAACGUAUGCCUAAUUGUAUUACCGAUGAAGUCAAAGAUUUCAUUAUUGACUGCGAGGCUGUCGCUUGGGAUCAACAACAGAAACAGAUCUUACCGUUUCAAGUGUUAAGCACUCGGAAGCGCAAGAACGCCGAAGAGGGAGACAUUAAAAUCCAAGUCUGUCUCUAUGUCUUUGAUCUGUUAUAUCUGAAUGGAGAGUCAUUAGUAGCCGAACCACUCAGUAAACGAAGAGAUUUAUUAAGAGCUCACUUCAAGUCUGUUGAGGGAGAGUUCACGUUUGCCCAUUCGAGUGAUGUCAACACUCUGGAUGAGAUACAAGAAUUUCUCGAAGAGUCCAUUAAAGGCAAAUGUGAAGGUCUAAUGGUUAAGACAUUAGAUGUCGACGCCAGUUAUGAAAUCGCGAAACGAUCGAAAAAAUGGCUAAAACUCAAAAAAGACUACUUGGAGGGCGUUGGCGACACACUGGAUCUGGUGGUCAUUGGCGGCUAUCGUGGCAAAGGAAAGCGAACCGGCGUUUACGGCGGUUAUCUGUUGGCCUGUUAUGAUGACGGAACCGAAGAAUUUCAGAGCAUUUGUAAGAUUGGCACCGGAUUUAAGGACGAAGACCUGGAAAACUUGGCCAACAGUCUCAAUGAACACGUUAUUGAUAAACCCAAGUCUUACUACAAUUACGAUGAAAGUCUUCGUCCAGAUGUCUGGUUCGAUGCCGUCCAGGUGUGGGAAGUCAAGUGCGCCGAUUUGUCUCUGAGUCCCGUACAUAAAGCGGCCAUUGGUUUUGUCAACGACGAUAAGGGUAUAUCAUUGAGAUUUCCCCGAUAUCUGCGCCUACGAGACGAUAAAAAGCCAGAUAUGGCCACUACUGCCUCACAGGUGUCGGAAAUGUAUAAAAAUCAAGAACAGAUCAAAGCUGGUAAUGAUGACGACGACGAUGAAGAUGACUAUUGAAAUACUGAUUUAUCUAUUGAUUCUCAAUCAAUCAAUUAACUAAUUAAUUAUAAAUUAUAUGUCAACUAAUUUAAUGAUAUUAUUUUUAGUUGUUAUUAGUGAUAUCGUAUUCA